Molecule: messenger RNA, 2017 nt
Organism: Anolis carolinensis (green anole)
Lineage: Eukaryota; Metazoa; Chordata; Lepidosauria; Squamata; Anolidae
Product: retinol dehydrogenase 7
Exons: 4
Coding region: 367-1350 (327 amino acids)
Biological process (GO): retinol metabolic process; steroid metabolic process
Cellular component (GO): intracellular membrane-bounded organelle
Molecular function (GO): all-trans-retinol dehydrogenase (NAD+) activity
Source: RefSeq, a predicted model, not a curated record
ACUCUUAAUGUUUUGUGUCUCAUAGACUUAGCAUGUGGAUUUGGUUAACCAGUUAAAAUUCAUGAGUAAACCAAGUUUUUUUUUUUUACCUGAAAAUUUUCGGGGGGGGGGGGGGGUGAACCCCUAAACACCCCCCCCCUCGCGACAGGCCUGGCCCUGUUUGUUUUCUGUAACCAAUAUAGCCUUUAGCAAUUCUAUUCUUCCUGGUAGAUCUAGUGAAGCAAUAACCGGGAGAAACAAAAUCUGUUCACAAGAGCAGCAAGCAUUUUCUCAGCCUCAUAUUAUAUUUUUUUGAAACUCGAUGGAUACAAAAUAAUGCAACUCUGACUCUCAGCGAAUAUAUUUUGUUCGUUGAAGGUUAUAGACAUGUGGUUCUACCUGGCUGCCCUCUUGGGGCUCUUCUUCCUCCGUCGAUGGUACCGGGAGAGACAGACUGUGGAGAAACUGACAGAGAAAUAUGUCUUUGUCACUGGCUGUGACUCUGGCUUUGGGAACCAGCUUGCCAGGCAGCUGGAUGCCAAGGGCAUGCGAGUAUUGGCAGCUUGUCUCACCCAGAAAGGGGCAGAAGAACUAGACAGGAUCUCCUCAGAACGGCUAAAAACCAUCAUUUUGGAUGUCACCAAGACAGAAAGUGUGGAAGCAGCAACUGAGUGGGUGAAAGAACAAGUAGAGGGUAAAGGGCUCUGGGGCUUGGUGAACAAUGCAGGAAUUGCGAGUCCAAUGGCCCCCAAUGAGUGGCUGACCAAGGCUGACUUUAUGAAGGUGCUGGAGGUCAACCUUCUUGGAUCAAUCAACGUGACUCUGCACAUGCUGCCUUUAGUGAGGAAGUCCCAAGGAAGGGUAGUCAAUGUGACCAGCAUUGCUGGAAGGUUUGCUUAUUCUGGAGGAGGCUACAGUCCUUCAAAAUUUGCCUUGGAGGCAUUCUCUGAUAGUCUCAGGCGUGAAUUACGUCCAUUUGGUGUCAAAGUGAGCAUCAUUGAGCCAGGUGGCUUUAAUACAAAAAUCGGUAAUGCUAUAAUCGAGCACUCCAGAAUCCUAUGGAGCAGAUUGCCUGAUGAGGUCAAAGAAAUCUAUGGAGAGAAGUACUUAGAAGACUUUAUCAAGUCAUUCACUCAAAACAGGAGCACCAAGAACAGCAACUUCUAUCCAGUGACGGAUGCCAUGGAGCACGCGCUGACCUCCUUCUAUCCCCGCAGCCGCUAUGUUGUAGGUUGGGAUGCCAAAUACAUCUUCAUCCCACUUUCAUACUUGCCAGCCUCAUUAGGAGACUAUGUUACAACUCUUCAUUUCCCAAGACCAUCUGGAGCUCUCAGUGAAUGGCAGAUGCCUAACGCAAAAUUAAGAUCAUAGGAAAUUAUAGGUACAAGAAUGAGUUGUUAUGCUCAUUUAGCUCAAACUGCCAAAUUAGCAUGGGUUCUAAAGAAUAAAGCAACUGAAGAUUUUCCAAAAGAUUUGAAACCUUUUAAUUGACUUCUUGAGCAAUAAAAAUUUUCAUGAUGUAGAUAUAUGGUUGUGGGUAUCCUUUAUUCAAAAUACUUAGGACUGGAAGAAUUUUGGAUUUUGAUUCUUUUCCAAUUUUGGAAACCCUAUAUUUGCAUAUAGGUACAUGAUGAGAUAUCCUAGAGGUGGGACCCAAUCAUGAAUAUGAAAUUCAUUUGUUUCAUAUACUUCUCAUAUACAUCGCCUGAAGGUAAUUUUAUCCACAGUAUUUUGGUGCAUGAAACAAAGUUUGUGUACACUGAACCAUUCUAAAGCAAAGAUAUUUCACCCAUCCAUGGGGACAAUAUUGGAUUUUGGAAUCCCAGAUAAGGAAUAUUUAAACUGCAGUUAGUAGGAUUAUUUAGCUGAAUCUGUAAUGAUAAAAUAUUUAUUUCUUUUAAUAAGCUGGAAUUGAGGACUCCAAGAUAUACUACACUUCAGAUGUGUUUUUUUCCAACAUUAAUUUCUCUGAAUGUACAUUAAUUUGUUUGUGAAUUAAAUCUGGAAUGUUAAAAACCAAUCAAACAAAGAAAGAAUA